ACACUGCUGCAUUUGAAAAUACUGAUAUCGAAUCGCAGCAGGCGCUUGCCGCAAUUAAUUUAAUUUAAUUUUAGGCGAAUUUGCGACUGGCUAACGAUGCACAACGACGAGGUGCGAACGCCGCAAGCCCUCAAGAAUCGGUACUUUACGAAUCUCAGCGGGCUGAAGGGCCGGGCGCGCAGAAAUAGCCAGUCAAACAGCAACAAUGCGACGGCGUUGGCGACGCCAACGAAUGGCGGCAAGGAAAACGGAAAAUGCAGUCCCCAGAUGUCGGGAAAUGUGUGCACCCCGCCCCCGAAGAGGCUGCACAAGGUGCGGAAUCCCUUCGAGGGAGCGAUGGCCGAUCGCCUGCACCUGCCGCUGAUUGCGAGUCCUUCGCUUUUCCGCUCGCGAACUCCUCAGCUUUCGUCCACCCAGUUCGAGUGGAACAUUGACGAGGUCUCGCAACUCAAGCCCGCCGAUGUGGAGCCCCACGAGACGCAGUUCCACGACUCCCCGGAUCCCGAGCAGGAAUCCAAGGCCCAGCUGGCCAUCAGUGCCUUCUUCAAGGAGUCGCACAUUGUGCCGAGUCCCGUGGACUGUCCGCUGCGCAAACAGCGCAUCAUACUCAACCGCAGCGAGGAUAACACCCCGAUAUCGAAUAAGUCGCGCAGGAGGCGGGACUGCGAGGUGCAAACGGAGCUAACACUGCCACCAGUAUUGCCGAAAGCCCUGGAGGAUGCCCUGCGUCCGUACUUCCAGCCACAUCUAGCCGGCCGCCUCUCGGGCAGGAGCAAAUCGAGCGGCGGCCACGACAUCUUUAAUAGUUCCAUGCGCAGGAAACUCUUUGACCUGCACAAUGUCAUUGUCCUGGGCGAACAGGAUCCCGCCGAGCAGUCGUCGCCCAUGGUGGGCUCCAGUCCGCAGGGCAAGCAAACCAUGUUUGCCGGCAGACUCUCAGAUUCCGCGUCCGGCGAGGGAAGCUUCGGCUGCCUGUCGCCCAUUAGAAACCUCUGCGGUUUGCCGCCCGGAACCCCAGACGAUGGCAAUUGCUCGGGCAAGCGGAAGCUACUGAUGCAGGAACUGCAGGAACUGCCAUCGCCCAUAGCUCCCUCGGAGCAUCUGAGUCGCAAAUUGGUGUACUCCAAGGUGGAGGUCAGCGUCACGGAGCAGCAGGACACUUUGUCCGAGCGCACAGCCUUGAAAUUCACCCCCGACCGGAGUUCCUCGCCCAUGGGCGCACUGGAGCACUCGGAUUGCAGCAUCAAUCAAAGGGUUAGACGUUUGCGUGUGAACAGCACGCGACAGGUGAUUUUAGAGGCCGGGGAUCAGCCGCUGUUCGAGGAAACCGAAGAGGAGGAGGAAGAGGAGGUGGAAUCCGCGGACGACGAGGAGGAGGAGGAGGAGGCCGAGGCCAUGCAACUGUCCACGCUGAGCUUCAACUGCAGCUCCUCCAAUUCGGAUACUCCUCGCGGACAUAAGCGACAUCGUUCCGCCCAACGCAAGAAUCUCUCGCAGUCUUUCAGUGCCAAUUUGGAGGAGGAAGAUGACCAGGAACGGGCUCCAGCUGCCAACCAGCUGGCCGAGCCACCAGUAGUUGUAGUGCCUCCGCAGGGAAACAGGAUUCCGCUCUAUCGCACGGACAGCGGCUUCAACGAGACCUCCAGCACUUCGACCUUCGCCUGCUCCCAGGAUCUGCCCUUGGAUGUGUCCAUGGCCUGCUGCUCCACACCAUCCACCCGAUCUUGACCCGAGCUGCCAUUCGUAGGCCCUAGUUUCGUAGGCUAUUUAAUGCAAUAACUCCUUUUCCCAGGCUACAGAGAGGAAGACUCGAUUUUUAACCGCAAUGUAAACCCACCGUUUAUAUAUUUUGUAUUCGUAUCUUGUAUGUUCUUAGUGAAAAUUUGCCAAAUAGUUGAGUAAGCUGCGUGUUUCUGUCAUUCAUUAACUUAAUUCAUUCUCAUUGUUUUGUUUAGGGAACAUAAUAAAAAUCUUUCGAUGCCAUAUUUAGUUUAA
Molecule: messenger RNA, 1995 nt
Organism: Drosophila takahashii
Lineage: Eukaryota; Metazoa; Arthropoda; Insecta; Diptera; Drosophilidae
Gene: bora
Product: aurora kinase A activator-like protein bora
Biological process (GO): activation of protein kinase activity; regulation of mitotic spindle organization; regulation of mitotic nuclear division
Cellular component (GO): cytoplasm; nucleus
Molecular function (GO): protein kinase binding
Source: RefSeq, a predicted model, not a curated record